GGGAAUACGGCGUGGCGUCAGUAUUCAGUACUCAGUCGUGAGAGUUGCUUUGCUUCGGACGUGUGCUGCUCACUGAAGCGUAGUGGUAUUCAUACUUCGCUCAUGUUAACUUCCAUCAAGCGUGAAUUUCAGAGUUUAAAAUUGAUGUCUCCGUGUAAUUCACGAGGUUAUUAUGUUGCUCUAAGUGUCAACUUUACGCCAUUGAAUUAACAUUAGUUCAUAACAUGUAAGGUGAUCAGCUCUCCGGACUGCGAUGUUGCUGUGGAUAGCGCUGCUAUUGGCCGCGUUGUCGCAGCCUGCCGACGGCGGCGCCAGAUCGGGGCCGGCUUUCGACGGCACGCAGCAGACGACGGUUAUCGCGCGCGCCGGUGGUAGCGUGGAACUACACUGUCGCGUACUGCGGCUCGCUGAUCGCGCUGUUUCGUGGGUUCGCUCGAGUGAUCUACAGAUCCUUACGCACGCCGGAGCCGUUUUUACGGCCGAUACUCGCGUCUCCUGCGCUGCAGCCUCUCAAGAAGACCCACGCGGCACCGUCCACUCGCUACGGAUAGAGGCGCUCCGAGCCAGCGAUUCUGGCCGUUACGAGUGUCAAAUUAACACUGAGCCUAAAAUGAGUCUCUUCUUCAACCUUACUGUAAUCGAGUGGGACCUGCCAGUGGUGGCCGUGUCGGUGCUGAGCGGCUCAGUGCGGCGGGCGGAGUUGGGCGGCACGGCGAUACUAUCGUGUGAGGCACGCUACGAGCCUUCCGCCGCACUGGCCGCGUUGCCUGCCGCCGCUCUCGCUGCCCUACCGCCGCUAACGUUGCAUUGGGAGCAUAACGGCGAAGCUCUCAAUCCACAGAGUGCGCGAGGCGGCAUCUCACUAGAGACAGAACGAUGGGAGACACGCCUAGAGUCACGGCUGACUCUGGCGGCGUUAGUGGCGAAGGAUGCGGGUCGCUACGAGUGCGCUGCACCCGCCGACGGCGCGACAAUCUUGCUACGGCUCUAUCGUCGGGAGGGGGACGAUCGAGACGAUGAUAUUAUAGACGGUGAGAUGGAGAUGCAGCGAGAUGAACCCGAGCCACGCCUCAGUUCCGCUCCGUCGCUCACCGCGUUUCUGAAACUCCUCACAAUAGGCACAUUUAUUGCCUUCGGUUCAUGACGAAUAUUUGUGAUAAUGUUGUUUGUAAAUAUUGUACAUAUCUACGAUGGAAAUAAUACAUGUAUGAAUGAAA
Molecule: messenger RNA, 1217 nt
Organism: Pieris rapae (cabbage white)
Lineage: Eukaryota; Metazoa; Arthropoda; Insecta; Lepidoptera; Pieridae
Product: zwei Ig domain protein zig-8
Exons: 7
Coding region: 254-1144 (296 amino acids)
Biological process (GO): synapse organization
Cellular component (GO): neuron projection membrane
Source: RefSeq, a predicted model, not a curated record